This is a messenger RNA of Ruditapes philippinarum (Manila clam), 3109 nucleotides long. RefSeq lists its product as uncharacterized. Lineage: Eukaryota; Metazoa; Mollusca; Bivalvia; Venerida; Veneridae. The record is from RefSeq and is a predicted model, not a curated record.
AGCAUAUUUAAGAGAGGAAAACAAAUAGCAUUAUUCAAUGGCACAUGCUGGUAGAAAAAACUUUCGAUUAGAGAAAGAGGGCAACAGAUCAAAUAGUAACAAAGCAGACACUGUUAGGUCAACUAACUGGAAGAGAGAUGAUUUAAUCUUGAAGAAACAAACUAGUUCCUCAAGCCUAAAGAUUUUGGGACAAGAUGAUGAAGUGUCAGAAGAUGUUUUAUGGAAUGGCUCUAACUUUGAUAGGAACACACCUAUUUCCAGCCGAUCAAGUUUAAGUUCUGGCUCAAUGUCUAGAAGAACUCCAACACCCUCUAAACAGAUCUCUUUACAGGCAGUCAAACGCAAAGAAGAAAAGAUUGAACCUUUAGAGGCGAUAGAUUGGAAUGAGAUAGAUAAACCUAACAGGACUGAUGAGAGGGUACCAACAUUACCUAUAGCAGUCAGUGAUGAUGAUUCACUUUCUCCUAGAAACACUCCACUAUCUGCUGAAGAUCAACUGGCUCUAAUUGAAGAUCGAACUAGACAAAUGACCUCCGCCCUUAGCACAUGUCGUAUAGAUGAAGAAGAAGCUAGUCUUUCAAAACAACUUGAACAGAUUGAAACAGAACGCGAGGAGAGGGAAAGAAAACUAAAUGUUGAAUUACAAAGACAUGGUGUUAAAACUGAUAACAAGUUAACUAUUGAGGAUGGACAAUUCACAUAUAGAAAUGAUCAUUUCAGAGAUUUAUCAAAUCGAGAUCAUAGAGAUAAUAUUGAUAGUGAUUUUAUAUUAGAUGGAAUGGGAAAAAGUAAAAAUAAUUUAGUUCAAGCGAAUUCCCAGCAUCAGAAAAGAAAAAGAGAAAAUGAGAUCAGUAAAAAUGUGUUGGAUAAAAACGAGAAGACACUUAUAGGUGAAGAAAAAGACAAACAAGAAGUAAAACCGGUUGAAAAUGAAAGUGAGAAAAAUGAUGAGGGUUCAGCAGAGACAUCUAGUGAUGAGGAAAGUGACGAUGAGGAGGACGACCUUAUUGGAGAGAAAGGGAAAGCCCCUAAUAAUCUUCUUAUGGAGUUCUUAUCAUGUAUGAUGGAAGAGGAUUAUGAAAAUGCUGAGAAACUAUGUAAAAUGAUUCUGAUAUAUGAGCCUGAGAAUGAAGAGGCCUUGAACUUUUAUCCUUUGAUUCAGGAGAAAAGGAGGCUAGAAGAAGAAGAUGAUGAUGACGACGAUGAUGAUGAUGAAGAUGAUGAUGACGACGAUGAUGACGAUGAAAGUGAUGAUUCUGGGGAAGAAGUCAGUGAUGAUGAUGAUGAAGAUGAAGAAGAUGAUGAUAGUUCAGAUGGUUCCGAGAAUGAGCCUUUCCCCCAUGCAGAUUCUGGUAUUGCUUCUGCCAACUCUGAUUAAAAGCAUAUGUUAUCAUAGACUCAGAGUGAAAAUGUACACCAACUCAGAUUGGAAACACAUGUUUGUAUAUAGAGUGACAGAAACUACCAACUCACGUUGGAAACAAAGUCUGUACAUGACUCAGUGAUAAUAUAUACCAUCUCAGACUGAAAGCACAUGUCUAAAGACUGUACAUGAGUGUUAAUAUAUACCAAUUUGUAUAGAAAACAUAUGUCUUUACAUAGACUCAGUGAUAAUAUAUACAAAUUUGUAUAGAAAGCAUAUGUCUGUACAUUGACUUGUGAUAAUAUAUACCAAUUUGUAUAGAAAACAUAUGUCUUUACAUAGACUCAGUGAUAAUAUAUACCAAUUUGUAUAGAAAACAUAUGUCUUUACAUAGACUCAGUGAUAAUAUGUACCAAUUUGUAUAGAAAGCAUAUGUCUUUACAUAGACUCAGUGAUAAUAUAUACCAAUUUGUUUAGAAAGCAUAUGUCUUUACAUAGACUCACUGAUAAUAUGUACCAAUUUGUAUAGAAAGCAUAUGUCUGUACAUAGACUCAGUGAUAAUAUAUACCAAUUUGUAUAGAAAACAUAUGUCUUUACAUAGACUCAGUGAUAAUAUAUACCAAUUUUUUAGAAAGCAUAUGUCUUUACAUAGACUCACUGAUAAUAUGUACCAAUUUGUAUAGAAAGCAUAUGUCUGUACAUAGACUCACUGAUAAUAUGUACCAAUUUGUAUAGAAAGCAUAUGUCUGUACAUAGACUCACUGAUAAUAUGUACCAAUUUGUAUAGAAAGCAUAUGUCUGUACAUAGACUCACUGAUAAUAUAUACCAACUCGGAUUGAAAGCACAUGUUUCCACCACUUAAAUUUUCAAAGUUUACUACAUACAGUAUUAAAACAUUAUUCAUGGUUCCCAGUAACAAGUUUUCCAGGUGACAAGUUUAUACUAUACAUAUUUGUUUUAAGUACGUUACCCAUGUUUAUAACUUUUGCAUGUUAUAUGAUCAGAAUUCUGCUUUGCUACAAUUACAAAAAGAAUCAAAGUAACUCCUUUGUGGUUCAUCAAGAUAAAAUAGGUUAACAAAGCUUAGAAUUUAGUUAACAUCAAGGAAAUUAUGUGCAUCAUUUUUUUCUUUCCUAAGUAAAGGCCUUUUAAAGUGGAUUCUGCACUAGUUCAAAAAGUAUACAAGUUAGAUACAUGAAACUUAUAAUCAUUAGUGCUAUUCCCUUGAUAAAGAUGUGGGAUCUAUAUAUUUAGGUCUUUAAUGUUGGUUGUAUUUUCUUUUUAAGUAUUGAAGUAUAUACAAAGCAAACGUGUGCAGUCCAAAAUUUGUUCAUUUACCUUUGAUGACCACAAACAAUGCAAGGUUAUUCUCAGAUUGAAAAAGAAUAUUUUUGAAACAAGAAUAUAGUCAUUUUUGCUAGUUUUACUCGCCAUCUAUACCAUUGUCUAUACCAUUUGCUUUCAAGUCACUGUAACUAUGGUUGACAUUUUAAUUAGACAUGUUUCAAACUAACUCACAGAAUCCAUUCCUACAUAAACUAGUCUUUCAUUAUACCUGUAUCAGUCAGUAUUCUGUAUAUGCAUGUGUUUAUCCAUUUCAUUUUUUUAUUCGCUUUAAACUUUUUAGUAGGAACAUUGUCAUGGCCAUUGGAUGAUUUUGAGGUCAUAAGGUCAAAGAUUUAUUUCUCUAUAUGCAAGACAAACAUGAGCAAAAUAUUAAAAACUUACAGAACAAUAAAAUAAA